Molecule: messenger RNA, 761 nt
Organism: Strigops habroptila (Kakapo)
Lineage: Eukaryota; Metazoa; Chordata; Aves; Psittaciformes; Psittacidae
Gene: SERF2
Product: small EDRK-rich factor 2
Exons: 3
Coding region: 469-648 (59 amino acids)
Source: RefSeq, a predicted model, not a curated record
AGCCUGAGCGGAGCCCGCCCAGAGGAGCCGCCCCGCCGGGAGUGCAGGAGGGACGGCGGCGGAGAACCGGGGCCGCGGACGCCGGACCGAGCGGAGCGGAGCGGAGCAGAGGGGGCAGCGCCCGGCCCCGCCCCCUCCCGCCCUCCGCGCUGCUCCCGAGGCCACGCCCCCUCCCCUGCGCCACGAGGGGCGUGCCCCCGCCAUGCACCGCCCACUGGCGCGUGGGCGCGGCUCCGGCGCCUGCGCUCCAGCUUCCGGCUUUUUCGCCCCCGCCGGCAGAACAGCAGCCGUAGCCCGCGGCCAAUCAGGCGGGGUUUAGCUGGAGCGGCGCGCCAAUAGAACGGAGGCGGGGGCGGGCUCAGCGCGGCGAUUGGCCGUGUCGCGCCCUUAAAGAGCGGAGCGGGGUGGGGCGCGGGGGGGUCGGUGCGGGACGUGGCGGCGGAGCGGAGGGCGGGAGGCAGCGGCGCCAUGACCCGCGGGAACCAGCGCGAACUGGCGCGGCAGAAGAACCUGAAGAAGCAGAGCGACUCGGGCAAGGGCAAGCGGCGGGACGACGGGCUCUCGGCCGCCGCCCGCAAGCAGAGGGACUCGGAGAUCAUGCAGCAGAAGCAGAAGAAAGCCGACGAGAAGAAGGAGGGCGCCAAGUAGCCCGCGGCCGGGCCGCCCGCCGGCAGGAUGCCCAGCGCAGCCCCGGGGCCGCGCCGCCCCGGCAGCGCCCUGCGCCCGCCUCGGGCCCGUCUCCUAUUAAAGUAGCUCGUGGA